GCAUCGCAGACGGCAAACCAAAGUCGGCUGAGUGACUUGACAAUUGUUUAUCAAUCGAUACGCAAUAACUUCCAAACAAAGUGAAAUUAAAUAGUAUACAUUUAGUAUUUUUUACGGAGACACCGAAACUGGACCUCACGAUAUAAAACGAAACUUCUCAAAAUGACAAACACCUAUGUGUUUUGUCUAAUAGCACUCUUUUGUUGUUCAAGUUUGUCGUUUGCACGACAAGUACCAAAAGAGUGUGCUAAAGGUCCUUCGGUAUGGUGCCAGGAUCUCAAGCGCGGCGCGGCGUGCGGUGCGGUGGGUCACUGCAUUUCCACGGUCUGGGAGAAACAAGACGAGGCUGUCACACCCAAUGAGGUGUCAACCAAGUUCAUCAGACUGUUCAGACAGUUGAAGGAUGUCAGGGAGCUCAUUAAUGAGGACUACCUAGCAUCGCGCAUCACCUCAGAAUGCCAGGACGUUGACUACCCCGCCAUCGCCAGCAUCUGCAAGGACAACACCGCGCAGCUGCAGCAGUACAUCAACCACGUGCUGUUGUCUGAAACCUCGCCGGAGACCAUGUGCAAGCUCAUCGGCAUGUGCAACAACAUGAAGAUUGAUAACAUUCUCGCCUUGAACAAAAAGAUAUCGGACAGGUCAUACUUGCCCAAGAAACACAAAGAAAACCUGUUGGGUGGUGCCCAAUGUACUUGGGGUCCGUCAUACUGGUGCAGCAACUUCAGCACUGGCCGCGAAUGCAAGGCGACCCACCAUUGUGUGUCCCGCGUGUGGUCCAAGAUGAGCUUCCCUGAGGACAACGACAGCAUCUGCAAGAUCUGUACUGACAUGGUGACGCAGGCACGAGACCAGCUGCAGAGCAAUGAGACACAGGAGGAACUUAAAGAAGUGUUCGAAGGUUCAUGCAGGCUGAUACCCAUUAAGGUAGUGGCUAAGGAGUGCAUGAAACUGGCUGAUGACUUCGUUCCAGAGUUGGUUGAGACCUUAGCUUCUCAGAUGAACCCUCAGGCGGUCUGCUCGGUCGCCGGCCUCUGUAACAACGCCAGGAUCGACCGCAUGUUGGAGGAAUUCAACAACCAAUUGGCCGUACGUGUUGAAUGCAACAACUGCCAGAGGACUGUCGGCGUGUUGAGGAAGAAGUUCGACGCGACCAGCUAUGAAGACUUCCUGCAUGGAUUAUUACAGAUGUGCGGCAAAAUGAGUUCUCUAUCAGACUCGUGUUCCAUGCUCGUCUUCAAAUACUACGAGAACAUACUGCAGGCUGUCAAGAAGGACCUCACCCCUAAGAGCAUCUGCCACGUGAGCGGACAGUGCACGUACAUGUACCACAUGCACGACGAGUUCACGUUCCCCACGCAGUUCACUGACUACAAACCAACUGACGAUGUGCCUUGCGAGUUGUGCGAACAGCUGGUGAAACAUCUGCGUGACGUCAUGGUUGCUAACACCACCGAGUCCGAGUUCUACAGGGUGCUUAAAGGUCUAUGCAAGCAAACCGGCAACUUCAAAGACGAAUGCCUCCACCUCGCCGAGGAAUACUACCCAAUGAUCUACAAGUACUUGGUUGAUGAGUUGAAAGCCGACGCUCUGUGCGCCAUGAUCGGAGUCUGUGGGAACAAGACUGAUGUGCCACUAGCGCCGCUGAUUCCAAGGGAACUCGCUGUUACCGCUGUACCUACUAAACUGAUUGGAACCGAUGAGGCGGCCAGUUAUAAUGUUGAAAAGGUAGCCCGCGUGGCCGUCCCCCCCGCGACCAGUGUCCGCGUGUUGCCGGACGCGGCCCCCGCGCCGCUCCCCAUCGAGCGCAUGUUCGUGUCGGUCCCGCGGCCGCAGGGCAAGGCUGCCUGCUCCUUCUGCCAGUACUUCCUGCACUACCUGCAGGUCGAGAUCAGCGACACUAAGACCGAGGACGAGAUCUUCCAAGCAGUGGACAAGGCAUGCGACAGACUGCCGCAGUCCGUGAACGACGAGUGCAAGCAGUUCGUGACGCAGUACGGACCUGCCGUCGUCGCCUUGUUGGUGCAGAACAUCGACCCCUCUACUAUAUGCCCAGCCAUCGGCAUCUGCCCCAAGACGGAAGAAGUCCGUCGCGUAGACAUCAACUCCGAGAAGUCCAACUGCCCGCUGUGCCUGUUCGCCGUCGAACAACUCGAGACUAUGCUCAAGAACAACCACACCGAGGAUAGCAUCCGCCACGCCCUUGACAACCUCUGCACUCAUCUGUCAACCAAACUCCGUACGGAAUGCGUCGACUUUGUAGACACAUACACGGAACAACUCGUCGAGAUGUUAGUCGCUAACCUGAACGCCCAAGAGAUAUGCGUGUUCCUAAAACUGUGCAAGGAUGAAGUAAAAGACCCCUUGAAGAUUACCGAUAGUGCGAUCCGCAAGUACCACGACAAGCCCCAUUUGAGAGGAGAUAGGAACAACUUCAGAGGCAAGUCCCUCUUGCCCGCCUCCAUGCUGGCUACUACACCCAAGAAGGAUCAUGACAUUGAAACGAACGAGAUCUUCGACAACACAGUGAACGGCCGUCCAAUGCAGCUCGCAUCUUCCCAGAAGACUGUCUGCGUCAUCUGCGAGUUCGUGCUCAAGCAGAUCGAUGACGAGAUCAAGGACAAGCAUAAUGAGGACGAAAUCAAGAAAGUAGUCCACAACGUGUGCCGCCACAUGCCGAAGUCAGUCCGCGCGGACUGCGACCAGUUCGUGGAGAAGUACGCCGACCUCGUGAUCUCUCUGCUGGCGCAGGAGCUCGACCCCGACCAGGUCUGCCAGGAACUCAAGCUCUGCGACGCUACCAGCAUCGCUAGUGUUAAAGAGGAAAUCCUGGACUGCGCUGUAUGCGAGGCGGUGGUAGCUGCUGUCCGCAAGGUGCUCAGCAACGACAAGGUGGACCGCAACAUCGUACACAUCAUAGAGAAGUCCUGCUCGCUGCUGCCCGCCAAGUAUAACGACAGGUGCCACAUGAUGAUGGAGAUCUACGGCGACAGCGUGUUGCACCUGAUCGAGGAGUUCGGCACGAAGGGCGUCUGCCAGAAGAUCGGGCUCUGCUCCGCCUCCGACGCCGCCUACGUGCACAUGUACAGGGAGAAGAGGAACUAAUCGUAUUCCCGCACCUCAGCGCGGAUUUUAGCCGAUAUUCGUAAUCUCCUAUAAUAUUAAUUUUACUUAAGUCAUGAUUUUUUUCUACCAAAUCUGUGUAGUGAUAAGUUUGAUUCAUUUUUACAAAAUAUAUUGUGACUAUUUUUUGAGGUUAGUAAUUUUAGAUCGUGUGAUUAUGCCAAAAGGGCUCAUACUUAAAUAAAAAUAUGUAUUAGUUAUCUAAACACCAAUUACUACAUUAGGGCGAUGAAAUUAGGAAAAAUCGGAAAAUAUUUUUAUACAAAAAAAAUACGCGGAGAAGUGUACUUAUUCUGCAAAAUUAAUAGUCACAAUAUUUUUUUACAGACCUGUUGCUUUAUAAUGUUGUUUCGAUAUCAUACGUAAAUAAAUAUUUAUUGAUUUUUUUUAUAUUUUUUAAUUCAAAUUAAUUGGCAAUACUAACGAAAUUGAUCUUAACGGCAUUUGUAGGCAAACAGGUGGUUUUAAGUGUACGUUUAGGUUUUUUUAAGUUAAUGUUUCUUGACAAUUUGUAUUCGUCAAUAACCAGUAACAAUUGCUAUUAACAACAUAUAUUUUGCAACAAUGUAAAGAUAACACGCGCUAGCCUGUGAUAGCUCAUUUGUAAACUGUUUCUAUAAAUAAAGUUGGGAAAAGUUA
Molecule: messenger RNA, 3762 nt
Organism: Trichoplusia ni (cabbage looper)
Lineage: Eukaryota; Metazoa; Arthropoda; Insecta; Lepidoptera; Noctuidae
Gene: Sap-r
Exons: 21
Coding region: 163-3105 (980 amino acids)
Biological process (GO): sphingolipid metabolic process
Cellular component (GO): lysosome
Source: RefSeq, a predicted model, not a curated record